Suillus plorans is the source of this 435-nucleotide messenger RNA. RefSeq lists its product as uncharacterized. The record is from RefSeq and is a predicted model, not a curated record. The transcript is spliced from 5 exons. The coding region runs from base 1 to 435 and encodes 144 amino acids. Gene Ontology annotation, molecular function: GTP binding; GTPase activity. Lineage: Eukaryota; Fungi; Basidiomycota; Agaricomycetes; Boletales; Suillaceae.
AUGGUAACCAUCGAUGCCACGAACCUCAGGGAAAGAAUUGGGCGCUUUCGAAUUCUGAUCAUAGGGAGAGCAAACGCGGGCAAAACGACCAUUCUUCAGAAGGUCUACAACACCACGGAUGAACCAGAAAUUCAUGAUACUAAAGGAAAGAAGGUGCAGAUGAUGAUCUAUGCCAUGCAUCGAUGUUGCCGCCGUGAAAUCCUCGAUCAAGGACGCGCACACGCGACGAAAUUGGAGGAGCGAAUUCAUGCUAUCUGGCAAACAACCCGAGUCGAACAUUCCGUUCUCGUGGUUGUGGUGUUCACCAACUUCGAAGCUUGGCGUCCAGUUGCACAUGGAGAAAUCAAGAAGCAACUGAAAGGGUAUCGGGAGAAGAACGCUCGAAGAGGAUUGUCCAGCACUUCGAAGAACAAUUCGCGAACACAGCUGUCUUGA